AUGAGUCACGUGCCGGAGUGGCGGACUCGCCAAGGUAACGAUCCCCACCUGUUGAAGCCCCACAUUCAGAUAAACUGCUUAUCAACCAGCGCGCGGGGCAAUUUUCUGUCAAAAUUCUUGAGAAAGCAGCGCCCCGCCAGCAGUCCCCAGUUCGCCGUCUUGCUGUGCAAGUCCCACCAUAUCUAUAACUGCGCUCUCUUCAGGCGGUACACCUUUUCCGAAUACACAACAAACCCAAUACCCAGAGAGACACAGAUAAACACGGAAAUCAUGGAUCUCGACACUCCCAUGGGUAUGGCCCCAAUGCUGGGCACAGCGCGCACUGGCGCAACCAUCUUGUGCUGCAACUGUGGCUCUCCCAUUGAUGGCACCUCUUCCGCCGGUGCCAUGUGCUACGACUGUAUCAAAUUGACAGUCGACAUCUCGAAAACCAUCCCCCGCGAAGCCCAUAUCCAGUUCUGCCGUGACUGCGACCGAUGGCUGAUGCCCCCCAACACCUGGGUCAAUGCUGCGCCCGAGUCCAAAGAGUUGCUGGCUUUGUGUUUGAAGAGGUUACGAAAUAUCACCAAGGUCCGCAUUGUCAACGCAGAGUUCAUCUGGACGGAACCACAUUCGCGAAGAAUCAAGGUCAAGAUCACAAUCCAGGACUCAGUGGCUGAUGGUGUCCUCAUGCAACAAAGUUUCGAGGUGGUCUACGUCGUGGGUACACAGCAGUGCAAGGACUGCGCCAAGUCAUACACAGCCAACGUUUGGAGAGCGUCAGUACAAGUCCGCCAAAAGGUGCCCCACAAGAGGACCUUUUUGCUUUUGGAGCAGCUUAUCCUCAAGCACCAAGCGCAUCGGGACACGAUCAACAUCAAGGAAGAAAAGGGCGGUAUCGACUUUUACUUUGCUCACAGAAAUCAGGCCGAAGCCUUCCUUUCUUUCCUCAAAUCAGUCAUUCCCAUUUUUGUCAAGGACUCGAGGCAACUUAUUUCGCAAGACAACCACACAGGCGACAAGUCAUACAAGUUCAACUACUCCGUCGAGAUUGUCCCCAUUUGCAGAGAUGAUUUGGUGGCCCUGCCACUCAAGUUGGCCCGGUCGAUUGGCAACAUUACGCCCCUUGUCCUCUGCCACAGGAUAGGAACGUCCGUCAACCUUCUCGACCCCAACACUCUUCAGACAGCCGAAAUCAGCUCCGACGUCUUCUGGCGCGCACCAUUCCAGCCUCUUGCCGGUACACCCGACUUGGUCGAGUUCAUUGUCAUGGACGUCGAACCAACAAACGUCCGCAAGGGCAAGUGGGUUCUGUCAGAAGUGCAAGUUGCCCGCGCCGCCGAUCUCGGUGUAAACGACCACACCUAUUUCACCAGAACUCAUCUGGGCAACCUGUUGCAUGCUGGAGACUCGGUCCUUGGUUAUAUGCUCUCGGGAACAAACUUCAACUCUUCCGCUCUGGACGCCAUUGAGAACUCUCGUGCGUUCGGGUCGACGAUUCCAGAUGUCAUUCUGGUCAAGAAGCACUACCCCAACAGGCGCAAGAACAGGAAGCGCAACUGGAAGCUCAAGCGCAUGGCCAAGGAUGAGGGCGAGUUGCUGCCCAAGGCGGCCGAUCAGGAGAAGAUGGAGGCCGAGUACGAGAUGUUCUUGCGGGAUGUGGAGGAGGAUGAGGAGUUGCGGGCCGCGUUGGCGUUGUACAAGAACACCAAGAAGAAGCAGCAGGAUGCGGACGCGAUGAGCAUUGCCGAGACGGAGAUGACGGGUGUGGAUGAUGGGCCGAGGAUCAAUAUGGAUGAGCUGCUGGAUGAUUUUGAUGAGUUGGGCAUUCAUGAUGAGUAG
Messenger RNA from Podospora anserina S mat+, 1821 nucleotides. RefSeq lists its product as uncharacterized. Lineage: Eukaryota; Fungi; Ascomycota; Sordariomycetes; Sordariales; Podosporaceae. The transcript has 2 exons. Gene Ontology annotation, molecular function: ribosomal large subunit binding. Gene Ontology annotation, biological process: ribosomal large subunit export from nucleus. The coding region runs from base 1 to 1821 and encodes 606 amino acids. Gene Ontology annotation, cellular component: cytoplasm; nucleus. The record is from RefSeq and is a predicted model, not a curated record.